Messenger RNA from Darwinula stevensoni, 2913 nucleotides. The record is from the annotation of a GenBank genome assembly. Lineage: Eukaryota; Metazoa; Arthropoda; Ostracoda; Podocopida; Darwinulidae.
AUGCUACAAGCUGGCGGGACCUCCUGCGCUGAGAAAGGAGAGUCCUUUCAGGCCUGGCCCGGGGACCUGGCCUGGCCUGGAGGCACAGGCAGUCUGCCUGUGCCUCCAGGAGGAUAUCUGAUGACGGCGCCGAAGAGACUCCGCUCGAACUCCACCCAGCAGAUCUGCCUCCACCUGUUGAACGUCGAAGGAGCGGGAAAGGCCAGGGUGAGCCUCACCAAGGAAACGGGGAAUGCAUCCCUGGCCUCCACCGUCGUCCACCCUUUCGCAAACGGAAGCGGGGGAUGCUUCCCAUUCCGGAUACCGAGCAUCCAGGGUCAAAUGGGGAAGCUGCAGCUCCGGCUGACCCUGGACGGGGCGCCGGGCAUCGCGGGGAGGGAGAGCGAGCCGGUGGAGGUCGGGGAACGCCGCAGCCUCGUCUUCGUCCAGACGGAUAAGCCGCUUUAUCUUCCGGGGCAGACCGUCCGGUUCUGGAUCCUCGUGCUCGAUGCCGCCCUCAAGCCCCUCGACGACCAGGUGAGACAGGUGUGGGUGAAAGGUCCAUCGCUGCAAAGGGAAGCCCAUUGGAAAGAGUUGCCGUCCACGGCCGGGAUCGUCCAGCUUCAGCAUCGGCUUCACGAGGAAGCGCCCGUGGAAGUGAGCGCUGCCGCGUGGCGCGUCCUCCAUCGGCUCGACUUGCACGACGUCUGCGUUCGUUUGUCUCAAGAUCGCGUGUGUGCCGUUGCGAUGGUCGUUCCCGAUCCAAAGAUUCCGCAGGAGCAUUACGAUGGGGCCAGUUUUAAGGCUUCGGGCGAUGGGGAAGGGGUCUUGGAGGAUCGAGAGUGCGAACGAAUUAAACCGGGAAGUUUUCGCCUGCCGAUCGGCAUCACCGGCAUGAUCGUUCUCAACAGCGUCGAUCCUGGGAAACAACUCUGGGGGAGCUGGAAGGUGAAGGUCGACGUGAGAGGGAGCCAUUGGAACGAGGUGAAGCACUUCCAGGUCGCCGACUUCGUUCUUCCCAAGUAUUCUGUGGAAAUCGGGGCGCCGGAGGUUUUACUCGGGGACGCGGCCGCCCUGGACGUCAGCGUUUGUGCCAGGUACCCCCACGUUGGACCAGUGGAGGGCGAAUUGAUCCUGAGAGUGGAGCCGUUCAUCCCCAUUAUGGAGACCUUCAGAGUCAGAUAUCCAGGAUUGACGAAGGAGUUCAAGAUCGACGUGGACAGAUACUCUUUCAUCUUCCAGCAUCACAUGAAGGGCUGCCACAAGGAAAGCAUCCCGACGGAGGCCCUGGGGAUGGACAACGAGGAGCUGGCCCCGCAGUCCAUUACCAUCACGGCCGCCGUGAAGGAGAAGGGGACGGGGGUCGAGAUCACGGAUUCCGUGAUCCUACGAGUCGAGCGGAAUCCCCUGGAAAUCGAUGUGGAUUCCUCUCCGAUUCAUUUCAGACCUGGUUUCGUCUACGAUGGACUGGUGAAGUUGAAGUUCCGGGCCGGAUCGCCCGCGCAGGGUCAGAAGAUCCUCAUCUGCGAAAAUCCCGACGAGCGGGAAGGAGCGGAGAAAUGUCGGAACUACACCUCGGAUUCUCGCGGCCUUGUCCGGUUCCAGAUUCCUCCAAAGCUCGGCAACAUCGGCUCGUUUUUGCUCGAGGUGUCGGCCCCAGAGAUGACCAAGGACUACCCGAAAAGAAAGGAGGGAAGGCGAUACGGUUGGAAUAGGCAGAUCUAUGCAGGGAGACGGAGGGUGACCGUGGGCGAGUGGCAUUCCCCGUCCAGCAGCUACAUCCAGAUCCUCCGACCUUCGGGGAAGGGGGAGAUGGAGGGCUGCAGAGGCUCCGUUCGGUUUCGGGUCUCCCACUCGGACUCGCCAGCCGGGGUCCCCAGUCGCUUCCACUAUCAGAUAAUUUCACGAGGGAACAUUCUGGCUUCCGCGGACUUCGAUCGCAAGGCAGAUGGGAAGAUGGAGGAUUUCAUCGACCCGGAGUUGCUGCUCUACGAGUCCGAGGAGAUCUCCGAUCCUCAGCGCCUGAGCGUGACCGCCGUCGAGAUCCCCGUGAUCCCCGAGAUGGCGCCAGAGAGUAAACUGGUGGUCUUUUACGUAAGAGCUGACGGAGAGGUGGUGUCCGAUUACUUCACCUUCCAGGUGGAUCGGUGCCUCCCGAAUAAGGUGGAACUGAAUUGGAGCCAGGAGGAAGUGAGACCUGGAUCGAAAGUUGGACUGAAGUUGAAGGCCGAACCCAAUUCUGUGUGCGGGUUGAAGGUGGUGCACAAGAGUGUGAACCUCCUGCACCCGGAGCAUCAGAUCAAUCUGGAGAGCGUGUUCCAGGCGGUGAAGUCCUUGCAAAUCCAUGAAGCCGAGUUCCCCGCUCAGAGCACGGACUCGGACUUCUGCCUCCGUCAUCGGCACCAAAAGAACUCAUCCCAAGAGAACUACCACCCACAGGAUGGUUUCGAAAGUGAAUAUUCCCACAGUCACGCCCUCACAUCCUUUGAUCGUUCGGGCCUCGUGGUGCUAUCCAACCUGAGCGUCUUCACCAUCCCCUGUAGUAUCUUUAGUAAUUGGGGAGAUGGGGAGAUUGAGGGACGUCAACCAGCAGAGGAAGAAACCGACCCGCAGGUGGAUGAUGCAGCACCACCAUCCGCAUUGGUACCCGAGAUCAAGGAGUCACCCCAUGAGGACUACGACUAUUACUACUACUACUACGACGAUUCUCGUGCCACCAAGGUUCGCGACUACUUUCCAGAGACCUGGCUCUGGUCCCUCGAGACUGUCGGUGAAACAGGAGAGUUGGAGAAGAUUCUGGAGGUGCCUGACAACAUCGCAGAGUGGGUGGGUUCAGCGGUGUGCAUCUCCCCACUGAAAGGGAUGGGGCUGUCCUCCCCUCAACCCCUCAUUGUCUCCCAAUCCUUCUUCCUCGGCUUCACUCUGCCUUAUUCU